CUAAGAAAAAAUAAACCUAAGAUUGGUCUUCGUCAUUAGUUUUCAAACAAGAACAAAAUUUAAAAAAUCGUUUUAUUUAUUACAUCAAUAGGCUACAGCAAAUCUUAUAAGAUAAAAGUUUAAUAAAAUUAGUUGUUACAAAAUUAAAUUUUGUUUUGUAUGGUUAAGUCAAAAGUGCAACUAUGUUGACAUUCAAUAUGGCGGUAUGUCGUCAGUGCUGUGCUGUAUCGUGGUGAGAUUAAUUAAUUUCAUGGAUUUUGUUUGUAUACUUUUUUCAACUAUAGACCCUAAGUAAUUUUGCUGUGAAUAUAAAUAAAUUUAGCAAUCAAAACUGAACGCAACGGCGAAUAACAAAAUUAAAAAUAUAGUUACGGCAAUGUAUAGCAGAACUCCGAUUCAGCAAGCAUUGAAGACAUCUGAGGAUCUAGUGUAGUAUAUUCCCAAGUAGAUUUGUUUGAAUUAAGUGUUCUGGUGCAUAAAUUUGUGAACUUUGUUUUAAUGACUCAGUGUUCUAGUGAACACAAGACUUGAAAAAUGUGAUUUUGAUUGACAAAUUUGUAAGCACUAUUAAAACGUAACACCAUACUAUUUUCUGUGAUAUAUUGGUUCAUAACUGAGAUUUGGAUUUAUAUAUUAUACACAUUCAUAUAUAACUACGAAGAAAUUGCAAGAGAAUGUCAAGCAAUCCUCAGUGGAAAUUGUUCCAGCCGCCAGAUUCACAUGUAGCACCCUUGCAGGAUAUUUUAGAUCUCCAGCAUUCUAACAUGCAAUCCAAACAGGGCUACCGCAACGGUACAUACAGUAGUGAGUAUCCAAGCUCUCCGAGAGAUAAUUUUAACAAUAUGAACAAGUCAAGUGGAGGAAAUAGAUUUUCCUUGGGCAAUUAUAAUUUAGAUGCCUGUCCAAUGGGUGACUCUGUUGGAGUAUACUCAUCUAGCUCCACAAAUAAUCCAACUCAAUAUGACUCUGUAAACCACCCACCUAUUAGAGAGACAGGAAUAAUUGAAAAAUUACUUCAUUCCUAUGGCUUUAUCCAAUGUUGUGAGAGGCAGGCUCGCCUGUUUUUCCACUUUAGCCAGUUCAGUGGCAACAUUGACCAUUUAAAGAUUGGUGAUCCAGUAGAAUUUGAAAUGACAUACGAUCGACGAACUGGUAAACCCAUAGCAUCCACUGUAACAAAGAUUGCUCCAGAAGUAGUGUUGAGUGAAGCUCGUGUGACUGGUAUAGUUACUACAGAAGUGAAGGGUGAGGGCUCGGGGGAUAACACUGGUAGAAUUUCAUAUGAGAACCGUGGUGAAUGUUUUUUCUUGCCAUACACAAAGGAUGAUGUUGAGGGAAAUGUCACUCUGCGUACCGGUGACGCUGUUAGCUUUCAGAUUGCAACUAACCAAAGAGGCACGCUUGGUGCUUGUCAUGUCCGAUUUGAAAAUCCUGUGCACCCUGUCAAGUAUCACGGCGUUGUGUGUUCCAAAAAAGAAAACUUUGGCUUUAUUGAACGCGCUGAUGUCGUCAAAGAAAUAUUUUUCCAUUAUUCAGAAGCAAAAUUGAAAGAGGAAUUAUCGUUGGGUGAUGAUGUGGAAUUUAUAAUUCAGACAAGAAAUGGUAAAGAAGUGGCUUGCAAUAUCACAAAACUUCCCAGUGGCUCAGUUGUGUUUGAAGAUAUAAAUCCGGAAAUAAUGCGUGGGCAAGUUUUGAAGCCUCUGGAGCGUGGCAAUAUGGUGCGUGUACCUCAGAAUGAUCCAUUACCUGGAAGGAUAAAGUAUCGUGCUGCUGAUCAUUCUGAAGUUGAGGUUCCAUUCGGUGAUAAAGAUCAGUGCGGUGAGUUCACUCUGCGUCACGGGGACUGGGUUCAGUUCCAAGUGGCCACGGACAGGCGGGAUCAGUUAAAGCGAGCGACCAACAUUUCGCUAUUGGAUGAGUCUUUCAAUGUAUCUGGCGAAAGACGCGAGCAAGGCAUAGUCUGCUCUCUGCGGGAAGGAUUCGGUUUCAUCCGCUGUGUGGAACGCGACCAGACCAUGUUUUUCCAUUUCGCUGAAGUCCUCCGCCUUGGUCAAGAAUUAAGCGUUGGUGACGAGGUGGAGUUUACCGUGGACCCGGUGACGACGUUCUCGAACAUGAACACGCGUCAGUCGGCGAUACGCAUCAAGCACUUGGCGCCGGGCACGGUGCAGUUCGAGACGCUCGUCGAGAAGGGCGUGCGUGGUGUUGUGACGAAGGAGGCGCAGUCGUACGCGUCAUCAUCCGCGAGCCCCACCAGGAACGGCACCGGGGAAACUGGGAUCAUAACAUGCCAGAUCAACAAUGCCAAGAAGAACAUACCAUUCUCGGCUAAGAAGUGCGAGUCGAAAAUGCUGCCGCGCGUCGGCGACAAAGUUACAUUUGACAUUUAUCAGUCAAAGAGGACCAAAGAUCUGUUGGCCAUGGCCGUGCAAGUGCAGCACAGCCUGACGAACGGCAGCUCGUCGAACGGCAACGCGCGGCCGAUCAUGCAAGGGUUCAUAGCGGCGCUGAAGGACGGCUUCGGAUUUAUAGAGACCUCCGACCAUACUAAGGAAGUUUUCUUCCAUUUUAGCAACCUCGAGCGCAGCCCGGACGGUCUUGAGCUCGGCACCGAGGUGGAGUACUCGCUGGGGCGCGUGAACGGUUCGGGCGGCGGGUGCGCGAGCGCGGAGUUCGUGCGCGUGCUGCCGCGCGGCACCGUCGCGGUGGCCAAGCCGCAGGAACCCACGCUCAACGGCACCGUGACCCGCACUUUACGCGCGCUCAACCCGGACCAGGCGCACUAUUCCGGACUGAUCCAAAUCGAAAAUGGCACCUCGUACGAAUUCGGCAUCAUGGGACUCGCGUGCAAGCGUGAGAUCCUGCAAGUCGGCGACCCGGUGACAUUCCAAGCGGACACGGAGGGGCGCGCCACCAACAUUGUGCCCGUUAGGAAGAAACGGAGGGCCAUCGUUGAUGCUAUUAAAGGUGGUUUCGGCUUCCUGUCGGUGGAGGGCGAGGACAACAGGCGGCUGUUCUUCCACAUGUCGGAGGUGCGCGGCAACCACGCGGACCUGCAGCCCGGCGACUCCGUCGAGUUCGUCAUGCUGACGAACCCGCGCAACGGCAAGUCGUCGGCGUGCAACGUCGUUAAGAUCGGGAGCAAGGGCGCAAUAACAAAAGCGCGGCCGGAGCGGCUGCUCGCGCGGCUGCGCACCAUAUCGCUGGAGGACGCCGCGGCGCCGCGCGUCAUCGUGCUGCGGACGCCGCGCGGGCCCGACGGCACGCGCGGCUUCCGCCCGCGCCGCCCGGUGCACGAACAACUAGCCGAGUGAGAACCACAGCAAGGCCUGAAAAAAUACAGCUAUUAUACUGCUAUGUAUGUAGGUAAAAGGCAUUCUAGAUUCGUUUCAAAUUCAAGUUAUAUGUAAACUCUUGCAACCUUGGCACUCUCCGGGCCCCCCAUAACACUUGGCGUUGUUAACUUUCAUAGUAUUCUGUAAGUUUAUAUAUAGGUAAUGUUCAAUUUUCGGAAAAAUGAAAACAUCAAACCAAUUGUGUAGUCGUAGUGUUGUUCAACACGUGUUUUCAAUUGUAACGUAGUGUUUAUGGGUGUUAGUGAUGUAAUUACAAACAUUAUACGUGCCGGUCGAGUAUGUGUCGGUGCUGGCGAUUAUUAAAUGUAUUUCAGACUUGUCUUCUAAUGAUCAAAGUAAUAUAAUUUAUAUGUGUCGAGAUAAGUAUUGAAAUUUAAGAGAGUGCCAAUCGUUGUACAGUUUAUCACUGUCAUUGUAUUGUAUUAAUGAGAGACUGACUGAUUCUCUUUUCUUUAGCAGCAUUUAGAUUUUUUUUUUUGUUAUAUUUACUAAUUUUAGGAGACUAUUCCGUACACGUAUCACAGUAAAGAACGAACAAUCGAAGCAUCACUGAUCAUAGUAGCUUAGAUAUGAGCGUCGAACAUAUCAAUUGAUUAUCGAAUUAUUAUUUCUUAUAUUCUUGUUUUGUCAUGUGGUUUGUAAAGAGGUUCUUUUUCGCGACGAAACGUUGUUCAAAAUUCCAGAUUUACAUCCGCCCCGCUAAAUAUGCUUGCCAAGUUCAGUGUUAGGUGACACAUAGCAAAUGAAGAUGGUUUUUCUAUUUUUUUUUUUUUUUAUUUACAUCAGAUAAUAAUGUACAAAUUCGAGUGUUACUAUGUUAAGGAUCUCAUUUGGUGUGGCGAUUUGAGCCUGCGUCCGAAUUCUGCAUCAAUAAAAACAACCUAUCAUUCUUCAUAAUAAACUUGUAAAUAUCAUAAUAUUAUAGACACGUAGGUAUACUUGUAAAGUGUAUAAAGUAUUUAUUCCUGUUCCAGACGUUUGCUUUGUUUAUUAACAUUCAUCGUUAUUUGUUUUUGCUAAUAUAUCAUAUCAAUGAAUUAUCGGCUUCCACGAGCGCGUAUAUCGCGGCGAUACGUUAUAUGUGUUGUAUAUCGUUUUAUUUAUAUACUUCAUAAAGCUCGUUUUAAACGUUAAGAUGCGACUGAUCUAGAAUCUAGAUAAAUUAUACGAUUUGUGCUAGAGAUGAAAAUACCGGGUUUUGCACAUAUCUUUUUGGUUAAGUGAUUUGAUUAAUUAAUUAUUUAUUAAGCAUAUAGGUCUAAUUUUUUACAUUUAUUUAUGUAUAAACCUGUCUUCGAAUGAAUUGUACAUUUAAUAUUGCCGUAGGAACCUCGAUUAGGAACGAGCUGAUCGCCGCGAUAAACUUUUCUUGUUGAUGCCUUAGACCCGUUCCGCCCUACCAAAAUUAAUAUAAAAAUAUUGAAUUAUUUGAUGAAGUUUAUUUGUUCAACAAUGCUUUAUGCUCGCUGAAAACAUACCAAGCUGCAUUUAAAUUAAAAACAAUGCAAUGUAAAUGAAAAUACAAAUAAGAGAAGCAAUAAAAUUUCUGUAGUGCGGAAGGGGUCUCAAAAUAAUAUGUUAAUUAAUUAUUCCAUAUUAUCGGCUAAUGUUUUCUUACGUUUGUUAUAAAACUUUUGAUAGAUCUCUUUAUUUGAAAAAAAAAAGCUGUGAUUAAAUUGAAAAUUUCAUGUGCAAUAAUCGAUGGAAUAUUUGUCCUCAGGGCGCACCUAGUCUUAGUGUUAAAGCCUUCAUCUGAUAUGUGUCUCCGAGUACCGAGCGGCGGUUAACUAAAUGUUAUAUUUAGCGAUUUAAACGAUUGGAUUUAAGCAUUUAUAAAUAAUGCUAAUGUACUGGAAUGUACCAAAGACUGAAGAUGUUAUUUAUUGCGACGCCCCGUCGGCGGUAGCGUUAUGUUCACAAGGUAUAUGUCACAUUGCCUCAAACCGCCCUUAUAAUCCGAACACUUCCCCGAAACUUUAUAUAAUUUUACGCUCUUACUAAAAUAUAAUGAAGCUGUAAACAUUAAUAAAAAGAUGGAGUCGCCAAUAAAUUGCAAUAAAAUAUACAUAAUCACUUUCUUCACUUAGUUAUUAAUGUGAUAAAAUCUAUAGAUUUGACUGAAGUGUAUGAAAGCAAUAUAAAAUGUGUUCGCACUCGAUUUAGAAUAUAAAAUCGACGAAUAAGACUCGCACGGUCCCAAUUCCCACAAUAUACUUACUUCCAGUCAAUAAAUUGGGGUAUUUUUAGACAAUAAAACUGUCACUAAUUCAAAUAAUACAAACAAUAAUUAGGCGAGUCAAAAAAAAUCAACAAGUAAUAAUAGCUUGUUUCGUCGGCAUAGAACAACGAAUUUGCAAUAAAGUGAUAGACUUUGUCAGUGAGAAAAUAAAAUGUAAUUGUAAUAACUCCCCUUUUAAUGAUUACUAUAGGAUUGUGCUUUGUAUGUGUUUAAAUUGUGUAAACAUGUAUGCGUUAAGAUUGUUUAAAAUAUACAACACUGUGCCUUGCUUUAAAUUCUAUUUCUGGCAAAUAAUGUUCAACAGUUAGUGAGAGGCUAAUUAACUUGAAUAACACCAAUUUAACCUAAAUAAAAAUUUUAAGACUAAAAUUGAUUGAAAUUGAUUAAUUAAUUAAUUAAAAUGGACUACGUCCAAGCAAUAAUCAAGUGACGGCGACUUGAUAUUCCCAUUCGCGCUUCAAUUUUGGAGAAGCGAAUGUAAUUAAUUCCAAAGAUAUAAAUAGGAAUUUUGAACAAACGUGCGCAAUUCGCAAUGUAAGCUGCAUAUUAUAUCAUUUGCUAUAUAUUCGUUUAUAUCUAUAGGCCUGUAUAACCACUAAUAGUUAUAAUGGAAAUGGAUAAAUAAUAUUCGAUGUUGUAGUGUAUUGAGCCCCGGAUCGAUUCGGGUUUAGGUAUUAUUAUGUACUAGUCUUACAUUAACCACACUUUCAGGCGGAAUUUCAAUGCAGAUGAAGUUGAAUCAUUUGUAUAGAUCUGAUAGUUGCGUCACACCACUAAGGUUGGUCUUGUUUUGCUUGUAUUCUACGUGUAACUUGCUUUGAUAUAUCGAUGGGUCUUCGUGUAUAUCCAUAACUAGCUGUCGGCCUUCCGUAGUGUGACGUGUCUCUUCCGUAAAUUUCGAUAACUGUAAUUGUUGAAAAAUUAAUGUAUUCAAAGUGAAAAUAAUAUUAAGUGCGUUUCCUCAACUCUUGACAAAGUAUGAAUUUGGCGAGCCACUUCUUUACAUAUUAUUACAGUGCCUAAAAGAACCUCUGAAUUAUAAUAAAAUACCAAAUGGUAAUGUGUGGUGAUGAGCCUUUCUGAAUUACAAAUUUUCGAUUCAAAUGUUUAUUUUUCUUUCAAGUAAUUUCUAAUAAAUUAUAAGUAUCAAUGCCAAAUGUUUAUAAACUGUAUACAACUUGAUACUUGUGAUUAAAUUAAUUCAGUACAAUUUCUACGAUCGUGAUCAUAACAUAAUAUUUUUAUCAUGGAGUCAUGUUCAUUUGUACCUUAUAUACGUACUGAAAAUUUUCUAAAUGGUUAGGUUAUAUAUUAUAUCAGCUUCAGAACUACAUUAUGUUAAAUGACGCAGAAGUUUUUAAGCAGGAGGACCCGCGUUGUAAUGCAUGUCGUGUCAUAAUUAUAGCUCUACAAGUCAUGCAAUAAAGUACACUAAACAUAUAUAUUAUAUAUACUAAUAAAGAUUGUGAUUAUACCACG
Colias croceus (clouded yellow) is the source of this 7074-nucleotide messenger RNA. RefSeq names its product cold shock domain-containing protein E1 (gene Unr). NCBI's taxonomy places the organism in Eukaryota, Metazoa, Arthropoda, Insecta, Lepidoptera, Pieridae. The coding region runs from base 675 to 3314 and encodes 879 amino acids. Gene Ontology annotation, molecular function: nucleic acid binding. The transcript has 16 exons. The record is from RefSeq and is a predicted model, not a curated record.